GAAGUAGGUUGUUCUGGAUUGCUUCAGUUUGCGUUUGGCGUGCGUCUUCUUAUCGUCUGAAAACAGUAUUUGCGUUUACGUUUAAUUUGAAAGAAUAAAAGUUUCUGAAAAUGAAUAACCUAACUGCAUUGUGUUUGGGAUUUUUAAUUGUUUGCGUUUUGGUUUCAAGUGCAUCAGCCAUCAAAUGUUACACUUGCCUACUAGGAUGCAACGACCCUUUUGAUAAGAGUAAGGCUGAAACAGAUACCUGCGCAGGAUCCUGUCUGAAAACAAAGACGAAUGGAAAUGUGAUUAAAGUUUGCUCACCUAUUAGCCUUGGAGAUAAAUGUGGAAGCAAGGGCGGAGUCGAAGCGUGUUCGUGCACGAAAGAUCUGUGUAACAGUGCGUCAGGAAUGAGCUUUCCCCUCGUCGGCCUCUGUCUGUCCCUUUUCACCAUGUUUCUGUGGGUGAAAUAAUGGAAACGAAAACGGACGUGUGCAUUAUUUUAGCCUUUGUAGUUCAUUUCAAAUAUUAAGUAAGAAGUAUUGUACAAAAUGUUUAGGUCGUUUAUUUCAUUUUAUUUGAAAGAAGUUCAGUCUAUAUUCAGUUCUUAGUAUGAUUGUACUGUUACUUGUAUUCAUAAUUUAUAUAUCCACUCUUCUGUAUUAAAAAUAUACCAGUGUCAUA
Mercenaria mercenaria is the source of this 666-nucleotide messenger RNA. RefSeq lists its product as uncharacterized. NCBI's taxonomy places the organism in Eukaryota, Metazoa, Mollusca, Bivalvia, Venerida, Veneridae. The record is from RefSeq and is a predicted model, not a curated record. Bases 111 to 455 code for a protein of 114 amino acids. The transcript has 3 exons.